GCCUCUCGCAGCCUGCCAGCCGCGGCGUGCGGACUCGCUGCUCCAGCCUCCGGCCACGUCCCAUCCUACCGCCUUGAGCAGCGGAGAAAAGAUUAGAGAUUUUCUUGCCCCAUACACACUUUUGAAGCGGGCAAAAUUUUAAAAUUUGAACCAUGAGGGAGAUCGUGCACAUCCAGGCGGGUCAGUGUGGCAACCAGAUUGGUGCCAAGUUCUGGGAGGUGAUCAGUGAUGAACAUGGCAUCGACCCCACCGGCACCUACCAUGGGGACAGCGACCUGCAGCUGGACCGCAUCUCCGUGUAUUACAAUGAAGCCACAGGUGGGAAAUAUGUCCCUCGUGCUAUCUUGGUGGAUCUAGAACCAGGUACCAUGGACUCUGUUCGCUCUGGUCCUUUUGGCCAGAUCUUCAGACCAGACAACUUUGUUUUUGGUCAGUCUGGGGCCGGGAACAACUGGGCCAAGGGCCACUAUACAGAGGGGGCUGAGCUGGUCGACUCGGUCCUGGACGUGGUGCGGAAGGAGGCUGAGAGCUGCGACUGCCUGCAGGGCUUCCAGCUGACCCACUCGCUGGGCGGGGGCACAGGCUCUGGAAUGGGCACCUUGCUCAUCAGCAAGAUCCGUGAAGAAUACCCCGACCGCAUCAUGAACACCUUCAGCGUGGUGCCUUCGCCCAAAGUGUCCGACACGGUGGUGGAGCCCUACAACGCCACCCUCUCUGUCCAUCAGUUGGUAGAGAACACUGAUGAGACCUACUGCAUCGACAACGAGGCCCUCUACGACAUCUGCUUCCGCACCCUGAAACUGACCACACCAACCUAUGGGGACCUGAACCACCUUGUCUCGGCCACCAUGAGCGGGGUCACCACCUGCCUCCGCUUCCCUGGCCAGCUCAACGCUGACCUGCGCAAGCUGGCCGUCAACAUGGUGCCCUUCCCCCGCCUGCACUUCUUCAUGCCCGGCUUCGCGCCGCUGACCAGCCGGGGCAGCCAGCAGUACCGCGCCCUCACUGUACCCGAACUCACCCAGCAGGUAUUUGAUGCCAAGAACAUGAUGGCUGCCUGCGACCCCCGCCACGGUCGCUACCUCACCGUGGCUGCUGUCUUCCGUGGGCGGAUGUCCAUGAAGGAGGUGGACGAGCAGAUGCUCAAUGUGCAGAACAAGAACAGCAGCUACUUUGUGGAGUGGAUCCCCAACAACGUCAAGACAGCUGUCUGUGACAUCCCGCCCCGGGGGCUGAAGAUGGCGGUCACCUUCAUCGGCAACAGCACGGCCAUCCAGGAGCUGUUCAAGCGCAUCUCGGAGCAGUUCACGGCCAUGUUCCGGCGCAAGGCCUUCCUGCACUGGUACACGGGCGAGGGCAUGGACGAGAUGGAGUUCACCGAGGCCGAGAGCAACAUGAACGACCUGGUGUCUGAGUACCAGCAGUACCAGGACGCCACGGCCGAGGAGGAGGAGGAUUUUGGUGAGGAGGCCGAAGAGGAGGCCUGAGGCCGCGCCUGCACUCCGCUUCUCCGCUCCCUCAGCCUUUUUCCUCAGCUGCCCCUUUCGUCUCCCUCAGAAUUUGCAUUUUUGCCUUUUUUUCUUUCUUUUAGGGGUGUUCUAGAACAAUGCCUGGCACAUAAUAGGGCUCAAUAAAUAUUCAUUGUUUCUUGAA
This is a messenger RNA of Myotis brandtii (Brandt's bat), 1653 nucleotides long. It is a transcript of the gene TUBB, whose product is annotated as tubulin, beta class I. Gene Ontology annotation, molecular function: structural constituent of cytoskeleton; GTPase activity; GTP binding. NCBI's taxonomy places the organism in Eukaryota, Metazoa, Chordata, Mammalia, Chiroptera, Vespertilionidae. The record is from RefSeq and is a predicted model, not a curated record. Bases 153 to 1487 code for a protein of 444 amino acids. The transcript has 4 exons. Gene Ontology annotation, cellular component: microtubule; cytoplasm. Gene Ontology annotation, biological process: microtubule cytoskeleton organization; mitotic cell cycle.